This is a messenger RNA of Fusarium pseudograminearum CS3096, 2874 nucleotides long. RefSeq lists its product as uncharacterized. Gene Ontology annotation, cellular component: mitochondrion; cytoplasm. The record is from RefSeq and is a predicted model, not a curated record. The transcript is spliced from 3 exons. Bases 1 to 2874 code for a protein of 957 amino acids. NCBI's taxonomy places the organism in Eukaryota, Fungi, Ascomycota, Sordariomycetes, Hypocreales, Nectriaceae. Gene Ontology annotation, biological process: tRNA modification; alanyl-tRNA aminoacylation. Gene Ontology annotation, molecular function: alanine-tRNA ligase activity; aminoacyl-tRNA deacylase activity; ATP binding.
AUGGCUGAGUCGGAGCUCAAGUGGCCCGCUGCUCGGGUGCGAAAGACCUUUUUCGAGUACUUUGAACAGAGGGGCCACACGAUAGUCCCAUCUUCAUCAGUCGUCCCUCACAAUGACCCCACCCUGCUCUUCACCAACGCGGGCAUGAACCAGUUCAAGCCCAUCUUCCUCGGCACCGUUGGCAAGACCGAUCCCAUGGCCAGUCUCAAGGCAGCUGUCGAUUCACAGAAAUGUAUACGAGCAGGCGGCAAGCACAAUGAUCUCGACGAUGUUGGCAAGGAUAGCUAUCACCACACAUUCUUCGAGAUGUUGGGUAACUGGUCUUUCGGCGACUACUUCAAGAAGGAGGCUAUUUCAUAUUCUUGGGAGCUCCUCACCAAGGUCUACGGUCUGGACCCUUCUCGUCUUUAUGUCACAUACUUCGAGGGUGAUGAGAAGUUGAAACUGGAGCCUGAUCUGGAGGCCAAGGAGCUCUGGAUCUCGGUUGGUGUCCCCGAGGACCACAUCCUUCCUGGAAACAUGAAGGAUAACUUCUGGGAGAUGGGUGACCAAGGCCCUUGCGGACCUUGCAGUGAGAUCCACUACGACAAGGUUGGUGGUCGAAACGCUUCAAGCCUCGUUAAUAUGGAUGACCCCAUGGUUGUCGAGGUUUGGAACAACGUUUUCAUGCAGUAUGACCGCCAAAAGGAUGGCAGUCUCAAGUCUCUUCCCGCAAAGCACAUCGACACUGGUAUGGGUUACGAACGACUCGUUUCCGCUCUCCAGGACACUGUCUCCAACUACGCUACCGAUUGCUUCACUCCUCUUUUCCAGAAGAUUCAGGAGGUCACCGGUGCCCGACCCUACACAGACAAGUACGGCAAAGAUGAUGCUGAUGGCGUUGACACUGCCUACCGUGUAGUCGCUGAUCACAUUCGAACCCUGUCUUUCUCCAUCGCCGACGGUGCUGUUCCCAACAACGAUGGCCGAGGUUACGUUAUUCGACGUGUGUUGAGACGAGGUGUUCGAUAUGCCCGAAAGUACUUCAACGCCGAUAUCGGUGCUUUCUUCUCUAAGAUCCUGCCUGCUCUCGUUGACCAGAUGGGAGAGCAAUUCCCUGAGCUCGUCAAAAAGCAGCAAGAUAUUAAGGAAAUCCUUGACGAGGAGGAAGUUGCCUUUGCCAAGACUCUGGAUCGUGGUGAGGCUCAAUUUGAGAAAUACGCUGCUGAGGCCACUAAGAACGGCGCCAAGAAGCUCCAGGGUGAUGUUGUUUGGCGACUUUACGAUACUUUUGGUUUCCCUGUUGAUCUUACUCGCCUGAUGGCCGAGGAGCGCAACCUCGAGAUUGAUGACGAGGAGGUCAAGGCCGCCCAAGACAAGGCCCGUGAGGCCAGCAAGGCAGUCAAGGAGUCGGUUCAGACUUUUGCCAAGCUCAAUGUUCACCAAAUCUCCGAGCUUGAAAAGGACCUUAAGGUUGAGCGAACCAAUGACGACGCCAAGUUUCUUCUAGGUGACAGCAAUGCGCAAGUUCAGCUUAUUUACGACGGCACAUCCUUCCUUAAAUCAACCAAGGACGUCUCUGAGAAGACUGCUCUUGGUCUCCUGAUCGACAAGACCAACUUCUACGCCGAGUCAGGUGGUCAGGUCGCCGAUACUGGACGCAUUGUAAUUGACGAUGUCGCCGAGUUCAAGGUGCUUGAUGUCCAGAACUAUGGUGGAUACAUCCUCCACAACGGAUACAUCGAGUACGGUACCUUGUCUUCUGGAGACAAGGUCAUCUGCGAGUACGAUGAGCUGCGCCGAUCGCCCAUUCGCAACAACCACAGCGGAACCCACAUCCUUAACCACUCCCUGCGAGAGGUUCUCGGCGAUGAGGUCAACCAGAAGGGUUCUCUGGUCGACAGCGACAAGCUCCGUUUUGAUUUCUCUCACAAGACUGGUGUCAAGAUUGAGGAACUGAAGAAGAUCGAAGAGAUGUCCAACGAGUACAUUCGUCGCGGCCAGAAGAUCUACUCCAAGGAGGUCGACCUGGAGAAGGCUCGCCAGAUUGAAGGAUGCCGUGCUGUCUUUGGCGAGACCUACCCUGACCCUGUCCGUGUUGUCUCUAUUGGCAAGGAUAUCGAUGAGAUGCUCGCUGAUCCCAAGAAGCCUGAGUGGCGCCAGUACAGCGUUGAGUUCUGUGGUGGUACUCAUGUCGAGCAGACUGGUUUGAUUAAGGAUCUUAUCCUUAUUGAGGAGAGUGGUAUUGCCAAGGGUAUUCGUCGUAUCAUCGCCUACACUGGCGAGGCUGCGCACCAAGUUCAGCGUGAAGCUGAUGAGUUCUCCAAGAAGAUCGAUGCUCUGGAUCAACUGCCUUUGGGCCCCGAGAAGGAGACCCAGAUGAAGGCCGUCAGUGUGGAGCUGAGCCAGUUGACCAUCUCAACCUUGACAAAGGACGACUUCAACAAGCGCUACCAGAAAAUCAACGCGGCUGUCACCGCCGAGCAGAAGAAGCGCCAGAAGGCUGAGUCCAAGACUGCGCUUGACACUGUCAAGAAGCACUUUGAUACCAACAAGGAUGCCAAGUGGUUUGUUGGUCGCCUGCCCGUUGGCGCCACCUCCAAGGCUCUGAUGGAAGUGGUCAAGCACUACCAGGGCAAGGAUAAGGAGAAGACUGUCUAUGUCUUUGGUGGCAGCAAGGAGGAGGGCGCCGUUGCUCACGGUGUCUACGUCGGAACUCAUCUUGCGUCCCAAGGUGUGACUGCCGAACAAUGGGCUGCUUCUGUGUCCGAGGUCAUUGGUGGCCGCUCCGGUGGCAAGGAGCCUACACGACAAGGCCAGGGUACCAAGCCUGAGAACCUCGACGAGGGUGUUGAGACCGCGACCAAGUGGCUCGAUGAGAAGCUGAAGCUGUAA